AUGUCCGCAUCAGUUGGAAAAUCAGACUGGAAAAUACUGACCGAAAACCCUAAUGCACGAGUAACUGGAGUUCAAGAAUCCCUCUUGCAAGAGAGUGAAAAGGACGUUCUAUGGUAUAGGGAUAAUUUUCUUGGCAAAGUCCACCAAAACUAUCUUGCGCCAGAUUCGCCGCGCGGGCCAUUGGCCAUUUCGCUAGCCAAGGACGGUACGAUAUACAAGGCACUGAUUCGAUCAAAUCUUGGUACAGAACGACUCUCUGUUGCUAUAGUCAAAGUUCAGAGAAGCACGAUGCGAAAGCUUUUUGGACUAUCCCCCACUUUAGAAAACAUCAUAUCCUCGAUGGGAUAUACUGUUCCAUCUCAUUUUCUCAAGCUAUGUAAAGACUCUAGUCUUCCAUCUGAACUGUUAUCCAUGGAAGAACGCCAAGUUAUUCGUUCGUAUAAAUUUGGCGUGGAAUAUAUUUCUAGUGGUCAAACAACUGAAGAGCAUGCAUUAUGCAAUACUCAUGAAAACGCAUCCCCUGCUUACAAAAAGUUUUUGACUUUUCUUGGUGAAACGAUCGAGUUGAGUGGAUGGAGAGGUUAUCGUGCUGGUUUAGAUGUUUCUGGAGCCAAUAAUACAGGAAUCCAGUCAGUGUAUACCAAAUGGCAAGGAUAUGAGAUCAUGUACCAUGUUGCCACGCUCCUCCCUCACAAACCCGAAGACAAGCAACAGUUGGAACGAAAAAGGCAUAUUGGAAACGACAUUGUCAUGAUAAUUUUUCAAGAUGAAAAGACUGCGUUUGAUCUUUCUAGUAUUACUUCACAUCAAAACCAUGUUGUUGCUUUGGUAACUCCCGAAGAGGAAGGAUAUAGAAUUCAAAUUGCCAGCAAGGCUGGCGUUCCAUCGUUUUUGCCUGAAAUACCAGAUCCGCCGCUUAUUCAGAUGGAUGCAAUGUCAAGAGACUUUUUCCUCCAUAAGCUUGUUAAUGCUGAGAGAGCAAGUUAUAAAGCACCCAGCUUUGCACCAAAGUUAUCACGUACCAGAUCGGUUCUCUUGUACGAUAUUGCAGUAAAGUUUCUUGGUUAA
Messenger RNA from Batrachochytrium dendrobatidis JAM81, 1068 nucleotides. RefSeq lists its product as uncharacterized. Gene Ontology annotation, biological process: regulation of small GTPase mediated signal transduction; activation of GTPase activity. Gene Ontology annotation, cellular component: cytoplasm. The transcript has 6 exons. Lineage: Eukaryota; Fungi; Chytridiomycota; Chytridiomycetes; Rhizophydiales. The record is from RefSeq and is a predicted model, not a curated record. Gene Ontology annotation, molecular function: GTPase activator activity. Bases 1 to 1068 code for a protein of 355 amino acids.